Scophthalmus maximus (turbot) is the source of this 5103-nucleotide messenger RNA. It is a transcript of the gene cavin2a, whose product is annotated as caveolae associated protein 2a. The transcript is spliced from 2 exons. Bases 199 to 1599 code for a protein of 466 amino acids. Gene Ontology annotation, molecular function: protein kinase C binding. Lineage: Eukaryota; Metazoa; Chordata; Actinopteri; Pleuronectiformes; Scophthalmidae. The record is from RefSeq and is a predicted model, not a curated record. Gene Ontology annotation, cellular component: caveola; cytoplasm.
GUGCGUGCGCGCGCGUGCGCGUGCGUUUGAAAGCGAGACAGAAAGGGGCGUGGGUGCCGAAUCAACUCCGACAAGUAAGAGCAGCCCCAACUCCACUUCUCGUGCGGAGCAAGUGGCGGCAGAGCGUGCGAGCCGGGUGAAAAAGUGCUACUCAUCGAACUAUCCCACCGGAGCGGGACCCCCGACCACCUGUGAGCCAUGGAAGAAGACGCGCGCCACGCCGAGCCCAGCAGCGCCUCGGGCAGCACGCACACGCUGCCGCAGCCCUCCGAGCACCUCGAGCUGCUCACCCCGAGCUUCAGCCCGUCCUCCGCCCCGGCCUCCCCGACCCCGACGGGCGCGAGGAGUCCGACCAGCCCGACCGCGCCGGGCAGCCCGGCGGCCGGCGGCCAGGUGAGCGCCAUCACCGUGGUGGCGCUGCUCGACAAGCUGGUCAACAUGCUGGGGGCGGUGCAGGACAACCAGCAGCGGAUGGAGCAGCGGCAGGCCGACCUGGAGGGCGCCGUGCGGGUCGUGCAGGGCGACGUGACGCGCCUGUCCAAGACGCACGUCGCCACCGCCAACUGCGUCAGCAAGCUGCUGGAGCGCUCGCGCAAGGUCAGCGGCCACCUGAAGGACGUGAAGGAGCGCAUGGACAAGCAGGCGGUGCAGGUGAAGCGGCUGGAGGCGAACCACGGCCACCUGCUGAAGAGGAACCACUUCAAAGUGAUCAUCUUCCAGGAAGACAAUGAGAUCCCUUCCAGUGUGUUGGUCAAGGACUCCCUCAAGACCCCACAACCAAGCCAGUAUGAUGCAGAAUCCACCCAGCCUAACCCAUCUAUCACAGGCUCUGUUGAUGGCUUCCGGGCCAACGACGAGGUUCUCCAGACCAUUAGCCUGUCCUCAGAUGAGGACGAGGAUUUUGAAGCAUACCAGAAUGAAAUAGGGAUGCUGGCGGGUGAAGCUGAAUUGGGUUUGGGCACUUCCCGCACAUUUGAGAGAAGAGCUGACAAGUUCAAGCGCUCCAGCCUUAAAAAGGUUGAUAGCCUCAAGAAGGCCUUUUCUCGCCAGAGCAUUGAGAAGAAGAUGACCCAGAUCUCCACCAAGAUUGUGCCACCGGAGAAGCGUGAGAAAAUAAAGAAGAGUCUCACCCCUAACCACCCCAAGAGCCCAACUGCCAAGGCUUCCUCAUUCAAGGUGUCUCCCAUGACCUUCAACAUUAAGAAGGUCAGAGAUGGGGAGGUACCCACACCAGACAUCUGCUCACCUGGGGAAGAAGCCCAUGUGGAGAUUCCUACUCUGGGAAGCUUGGAUGUUGAGGUUCCCUUGGCAGAGGUGCAUGCCCAUGAGAGUGUUGUGGAGGAGAUUCAGGAGAUACUGAGUCCUUCCACCCCAGAAAGCAUGAAGGCAGAGCUGGCAAUAAAUGGCAAAGCACCAAGCAUUGAGUGUGAGAUUAAUGGUGAUCACGCUGCUGGGCUGGCAGUGCCGGAACUUGAUGAAGAUGUUGGCGAGGAAGAAGACGAUGAGGAAGAGGAAGAAGUGAAGCACAAAACCCCUGUUGAAACUGCAGCCGAUGUCCAGAUUCCAAAAGCAACAACUGCUGUGGAGCAAGUGUCUUAAUAUGAUUUGAUUUUGUUGAGCAUCACUUUAAUUUCACAUUCGUUCUUUUCUUCCUCAAAUGUCUGCAUUUAACACCGAUCAGGCUCAAAUUAUCCCUCCAUUGUAAAAAGUCUUAUUGUUGUCAGCACCCAUAAAAACAUACUCUUAGCUUCCUAUGCUAGUCCAUCCUUGGACCUUUCCUACUAGACUAAUUUUGAUUAUCACCAGCAUAGACCUAACAGCAUAAGAGGCUAGGUCAAUAGCUAAACCUCACAAUGUACCUCACUCGUCUUCUGUUUCCACCGAUGCAGUGCCGGUACCUAAUCAAGAACUGGCUCCAUGCAAUUCCAAGUCAGGUGCUGAUGCCAACAAGCUCUCACUGGAAUGGCUCAGCAAAAUUGCUGGCCCAAAAGUUGGACCCACUGACGUCAGUGGCUGUUUAAGGUUCUACCCGCAAGAAAUUCUCAGACAUGUUAAGAAAAAUAUAGUGAAACAGCAUCGGUGAGAUGCUCUCCAAAACCUUCAAAUGUUAGAUGUACUGACUAAAAAUAAAAUUCAUUAGACAAAGCCAGCAAAGCCGUUGCGUUCUGUCAGCCACUUCUUCUUCUCAAUGAAAAUUACCCCAACUUCUGCUACAUAACGUUCUUCUACUUUUGAGGUUUAUUUGUGGUAUGCAAACAACCGACUGGUACAUUACCGCCAACAACUGGUAUGCAGUGAGGACUACAUAUCAUGUGGAUCUCAAACCUGUUGAAAUGUGAGCCAGCCUUCAAAAGGAGCCAGUUCUAAACUGGCUCUGCUCCAGCAUCGCUCUGGUGCAAAAGAGGCACAAGAGUGUUUCCUAAACUCUCUAGGUAGGUUGUCCGAGGAAAACAACUUUUCUUCAGUGGACCAUAACUCACUCCCAACAACUGGUGCCCAACACUUCAGCAGCAGCACAUCUCCAGGCUGGUGAGCCAACGACCUCCCUCCUGUUGUGUUAGUCUGACUCUGGACCUCCCUUCCUCACUGACAAACAGUCUCUUUGUUCUUUUGCAGUUCUUGUGAAAAAUAGUAAAUCUACAGCCACUGCGGUACUGCCCAAAGCCUAUUGAGGCAGUGUGUUGCCAGGUUGUGCAAGUUUUGGAAUGGGCAGUUUCUAGGUUUUCUGUGAAAAUAUGCUGGGCGUUUUGCUGUGAACCGGGGGUUGUUUCUGGGGUUUUUUUUGGACCUGUGCUGAAAAACUUAACAGGUGACUGUAGUCUUGACUAAUCAUCUGUCCUUCACCUGCAGUUGUAACAAGUGUGUGUUACUUUCCUAGUGAGAUCUGCUUCAUCAUUUCCAACUUUAUCAUUGAUAACCUAACUACUGAAGGUGCCCCAAUGAAUUACAUGGGGAACGUAAAAAAUAUAGUAAUUUCUGAUUGCCAAUUGAGUUGACCACCGCCACCAACUAACAAUUAAACUUUUAAUUGCUAAAAAGUAGAGUGUAGCAUUAAAUAAUUUAAAAUAGUCAAAAUGUUCUUGCAAAUACAAAGAUAAUAUAUGACAAUAUAAUGUAUGUCUGAACUCAGCCCCACUGAUGAAGGACACCACUGCAGAAUAGAAGCUGCUCUAGAUGGAGAGAAAAAUAUAUUACUGGCUUAAAUAACCCUCCUGGUCGAUUCUAAAGCCCUGUGUCUUUUCUGCAGGGCAACUUUGUAUGUUUAUGUACCAGAAUUAUUGUCUACGUGAGGCACACUACUAGGUAUUUACAGCUUAUUCACCAUAAACUAUGAACUUUAACUGCCUUGAGUAUGUGUUCUUAGACAGUAAAUGUAUCCGUAAAAAAUGAUUUGCAUCACUAUAUGAUGGGUGUAAUAAGUCAUCUUUUACUUUCAGGCAUCCAUAACCUGCAUUGGGAAAAGUUUGCUCAGUUUCAUAUGUUUAACACACACACUAUCUCACAAACGUUAACAUGCACUCAUACUCUUUAGUGCCUUUACCUUGCACAAGCUGGUAUGAGAAAUUCAUCUCUUGAUGGAAUGGAUUCCUAUGUUUAUUUGUAGAUAAGAGAGAUAGUAAAGCAUGCCUGAAUUUUUUUUUCUAUUCUCAGGAAUUCCUUUGAUUAUCAACUACAAAAAUAUAAGUUUAAAAGUAGUGCAAAUACAUUUGUCACAAUAAACUUCACAUGUUUGGAAGUGGUACCUGAAAGUUUCUUUAAUGUGACACUCCUCUUGUUUUACAUUGUUAGUGCUUUACCAGCCUUAGUUAGAUUUCUAAUGCUGGACUCCCUUAAACAUUUUUGCAAGUGUUACCAGGUGCCAAGGAUCCAAAUACUAGAGGUCACAGAAGUGCAUAAAGGCAGAGGACAGCAUUCCUAGGUUUGACGGAUGACUACUGCUCAGCCCAUUUUUCAUGCCCUUGGCCUCCUUGCUGAGAGUGCAAAGAGAAGACGAUGCUCUCUGGAGCCACAGGUGUUCUGCCCCUGUAGAGGCUCCUGGGCUUGAGUCUGUGGGUGUUGGGAAUUUUGGAAAAGGAUUUUAGUUGUUGGAAAGGAUAAUAAACUUGUCUUUGUGUUUUGCAUAUGUGCGGCUUGGAAGAGAGGUGUCUGCAGCGGGUUAAACCAUGAGAAUUGAAAUAUGUUUUUGGGGUUAUUGGAACCAAAUGCUGGCUGCUACAGAAUUGGGAAACCUAUUUUUCAGUUGCUCCACUUCAGCCCACAUCCAUUAUACCGCUCCUAAAUAAGGCAGAGCAAUAGAUUCUCAACUUUUUUAAGUCAAAACGUGGUGGUUAAAAUAUUUCAUAUCUAAAUUAUGCAAGAAAAAACAUUGAGGUCUGAUAAAGACAAACGAUAUUUACAAUAUGUGACAUUACACUACUUGAAAAAGUAAUAUACUCAAAUACUUUGAGGUGCUUCAUGUUAUAUAAAAGUUAACCAGUCUGCUCAACAUGUAAGGGUAAAAUAAAAAGGCAUAAAUAACUAAAUAACAUAAAUAAAAAAUGUUACCCAUGUGCUUAAUCAGGCUGCUGAUUAUUUUUUCUUUUUAAUUCUUUGUGUAAAUCAUGAAACACUAGGCUUACAGUAUGAAUACAUUCUGUACGAGGUUAAAAUGUGACUGGCUCUGAUGUUUAUCUGCUUAUCCAUGCAAAUGUGUAACUGCAGUGAUAUCUCUGUCUGCUAAUGUGGAAAAAUGAUUAUCUACAAAUAAAUAUCUCAACAUGUGUACAUGUGUGUAAAAGUCUGUUUCUAUGUGUUCUGAAAUAUAAAACUGGAUCAUAUGUGAGGACCACCGUUUGCUGCAAAGCUUAGACAUUACCCACAGCACAGGUUGUGAUAUUGAGUUUAAUGUCAUCUUUUUUUCUUUUUUUUUUUUUUACUUUUUAGCCUGUUAAUGUCGUUAACCACUUCAACCAAAGAGGUUUCCCCUCACAGCAGAAGAUUCCCUGCCACUUGAGUGUCAAAAUGUACACCUGCCGACACUUGUUUCAGGCAUCUGGUAAGCAUGCAGGAAUUACCUUUCGAAAUGUAGUAUUGUAUACAUCAAUAAAGAUUUCAUAAAAUUCA